This is a messenger RNA of Pteropus alecto (black flying fox), 3352 nucleotides long. It is a transcript of the gene UBA7, whose product is annotated as ubiquitin like modifier activating enzyme 7. NCBI's taxonomy places the organism in Eukaryota, Metazoa, Chordata, Mammalia, Chiroptera, Pteropodidae. The coding region runs from base 332 to 3304 and encodes 990 amino acids. The transcript has 24 exons. Gene Ontology annotation, cellular component: cytoplasm; SUMO activating enzyme complex; nucleus. Gene Ontology annotation, molecular function: SUMO activating enzyme activity; ISG15 activating enzyme activity. Gene Ontology annotation, biological process: protein sumoylation; DNA damage response; ISG15-protein conjugation. The record is from RefSeq and is a predicted model, not a curated record.
AGUGCCGGCUGGAGGCAGGAUCAGGAACCAGGUCGGAGUCUAGUUUCACUUUCAGUUUUGUUUUCUCCAGAAAUGACAGAGAAACCAAGAAGAAAGCUAUCACCAGCAGCGUCCUUCACUCCCUUAGCCUCAGUGCCUGUUUGCACCAGCCACAGCUGGGCACUGGCAUCUGCUGGCACCACCUCCCACAGGGACCCUACCUAUAAGCUCUGCAACCCACUGUCCAGCCCCAGCCCUCGGGAUGGAUGUCCUGGAGACCUCCAAGUUGCUGGAUGAGGGCCGGUAUUCACGGCAGCUGUGAGGCCCGAGGUAUGUGCUGGGCUUGCCAGCCAUGCAGAGGCUUCAGGAGGCUAAGGUCCUGCUGUCGGGUCUUCAGGGCCUGGGGGCUGAGGUGGCCAAGAACCUGGUCCUCAUGGGUGUGGGCAGCCUCACUCUGCAUGAUCCCCACCCCACCUGCUGGUCCGACCUGGCUGCCCAGUUCUUCCUCUCGGAGCAGGACUUGGCGAGGAGUAGGGCCGAGGCAUCUCAAGAACUUCUGGCCAAACUCAAUGGAGCUGUUCAGGUUCACGUCUACACAGGCGACAUCACUGAGGAGCUGCUGCUGAACUUCCAGGUGGUGGUGCUGACUACCUCGAACCUGGAGGAACAGCUGAAGGUGGGUACCUUGUGCCACAAGCACGGAGUCUGCUUUCUGGUGGCUGACACCCGGGGCCUCGUGGGGCAGUUGUUCUGUGACUUUGGUGAGAACUUCAUUGUGGAGGACCCUACAGAGGCAGAACCUAUGACAGCUACCAUUCAGCACAUCUCCAAGGGCUCCCCUGGCAUUCUCACUCUGAGAAAAGAGGCUGAUGCCCACUACUUCCAUAAUGGGGAUUUGGUGACUUUCUCGAGCAUUGAGGGCAUGGUCGAGCUCAACCACUGUGAUCCCCGGCCUAUCCACGUGCAGGAGGACGGGACCUUGGAGAUUGGAGACACAUCAAAUUUCUCCUGUUACUUGCGUGGCGGGGCUGUCAUUGAGGUCAAGAGUUCCCAGACUGUGAGCCAUGAGCCCUUGGAUGCAGCUCUGCUCCAGCCCCGUGUGGUGGCCCAGAGUUCCCAGGAAGUUCACCGAGCCCACUGUCUGCAUCAGGCCUUCCGUGCACUGCACAAGUUCCAGCAGCUCAGUGGCCGUCCGCCCCAGCCCUGGGAUCCUGCUGAUGCAGAGAGAGUGGUGGGCCUGGCUCGGGCCCUGGAACCACUGAGGGGGACAGAAGGAGAGCCAUUGGAAAAGCCGCUGGAUGAGGCUCUCGUGCGGACAGUCGCCCUGAGUAGUGCUGGUGGCCUGAGCCCCAUGGCAGCCGUGCUGGGUGCAGUGGCUGCCCAGGAAGUGCUGAAGGCAGUCUCCAGGAAGUUCAUGCCCCUGGACCAGUGGCUGUACUUCGAUGCCCUUGACUGCCUCCCGGAAGAUGGGGAGCACCUUCCCAAUCCCGAGGACUGCUCACCGAGAUGCUGCCGCUACGAUGGGCAAAUCGCGGUGUUUGGGGCUGGUUUUCAGGAGAAGCUGAGCCAUCAGCACUACCUCCUGGUGGGUGCUGGUGCUAUCGGCUGCGAGCUGCUCAAAGGCUUCGCCCUGGCGGGCCUGGGGGCCGGAGGCAGCGGGGGUGUGACUGUCGCUGAUAUGGACCAUGUUGAGCACUCCAACCUCAGCCGUCAGUUCCUCUUCAGGACCCAGGACAUUGGCAGGCCCAAGGCAGAGGUGGCUGCAGAGGCCGCUCACCGCCUGAACUCAGACUUGCGGGUGACCCCGCGCACCGACCCUCUGGAUUCCACUACAGAGCACAUCUAUGGGGACGAAUUUUUCUCGCGUGUGGAUGGCGUGGCUGUCGCCCUAGACAGUUUCCAAGCCCGGCGCUAUGUGGCCGCUCGCUGCACCCACUAUCUGAAGCCACUGCUGGAGGCAGGCACACAGGGCACCCGGGGCAGUGCUUCAGUGUUCAUACCGCAUGUGACUGAGGAAUACAGAGCUCCCGCCUCGGCUAUUUCUGAGGAUGCCCCAUAUCCUGUCUGCACUGUGCGGUACUUCCCCAGCACAGUUGAGCAUACCCUGCAGUGGGCCCGGGAUGAAUUUGAGGGGCUCUUUCGUCUGUCUGCCGAGACCAUCAACUGCCAACAGGCACUUACUUCACUGGCAGACACGGACGGGCCAAACUUGCUGACGCUGCGGCAGGUGGUGCUGGGUGCCCUCAGAAGUCGUCCACGGACCUGGCAAGACUGUGUGAUGUGGGCCCUUGGUCACUGGCAACUAAGCUUCCAUUACGGCAUCACGCAGCUACUCAAGCAUCUCCCGCCUAAUAAAGAUGGAACACGUUUCUGGUCGGAUCCCACACAGUGUCCCCAGCCUCUGGAAUUUGACGCCAAUCAAGACAUGCACGUCCUCUACGUGCUGGCGGCAGCUAACCUGUACGCCCAGAUGCAUGGGCUGCCUGGCUCACAGGACCAGCCUGCGCUCAGGGAAAUGCUGAAGUUGCUGCCGCUGCCUGGCCCCCAGGACCUGGCCCCCAUCUUUCCUAGUGACCUGGCUUCUGCUAAGCUUGGCCCUGAGCAGGUGCAGAGAUUACAUGAAGCCCUGAAAGUCUGGAGUGUGGAUGCCCCGCUGAGGCCCCUGAAGUUUGAGAAGGAUGAUGACAGCAACUUCCAUGUGGACUUUGUGGCGGCGGCGGCAAGCCUGAGAGCUCAGAAUUAUGGGAUCCCACCAGCUAACCGCGCCCAGAGCAAGAGAAUCGUGGGCCAGAUUAUCCCAGCCAUUGCUACCAGUACCGCGGCUGUGGCGGGCUUGGUGGGCUUGGAGCUGUACAAGGUGGUGGGCGGGCCACGACCCCUCAGUGCCUUUCGCCACAGCUAUCUGCACCUGGCUGAAAACUACUUCAGCCGCUGGGUGCCUUGCGCCCCAGCCAUCCAGAAGUUCAAUCGCCUGACGUGGACCUGUUGGGACAGACUGAAGGUGCCUGCUGGGCAGCCCGAGAGGACCCUGAAGUCACUCCUGGACCACCUUGAGGAACAACAUGGACUGAAGGUGAAUAUGCUGCUGCAAGGGAAGGCCGUGCUCUACUCAGUGAGAUGGUCGCCUGAAAAGCAGGCCCAGUACCUGCCCCUUAGGGUGACAGAACUGGUGCGGCAGGUGACAGGCCAGGUGCCUGAGCCAGAGCAGCAGGUGCUGGUACUGGAGCUCAGCUGUGAGGGUGAGGACGAAGACACUACCUUUCCACCCCUGCACUACGAGCUGUGCAAGGAAGCAGCCCCACUGCACAGCAAUAUCGAGCCCUGAAUCCUGUGACCACAGUAGAUCCUCAAUAAAUGCUUGUUGAAGGAAAGA